Molecule: messenger RNA, 647 nt
Organism: Bombina bombina (fire-bellied toad)
Lineage: Eukaryota; Metazoa; Chordata; Amphibia; Anura; Bombinatoridae
Product: serotonin N-acetyltransferase-like
Exons: 3
Coding region: 42-647 (201 amino acids)
Biological process (GO): circadian rhythm; melatonin biosynthetic process; response to light stimulus
Cellular component (GO): cytoplasm
Molecular function (GO): aralkylamine N-acetyltransferase activity
Source: RefSeq, a predicted model, not a curated record
CACAGAGUUGGCAGAAGCGAAAGAGAGAUUUGAAGCCUGCCAUGUCGGUGUUGAAUGUAGUCCCCUUCAUGAAGCCGAUAUACACGCGCUCACCGCGGCAGCAGAGACGCCACACGCUGCCAGCCAGUGAGUUCCGCUGUCUUUCACCUGAGGACGCAGUCAGCGUUUUUGAGAUUGAGAGGGAAGCUUUCAUCUCUGUGUCCGGUGAGUGUCCACUCCAUUUGGAUGAAGUCAGACACUUCCUGACCCUCUGUCCAGAGCUAUCUCUUGGCUGGUUUGAGGAGGGACGGCUUGUAGCAUUCAUCAUUGGAUCACUGUGGGAUCAGGACAGACUUGGCCAGGACGCCCUCACGCUCCACAAGCCCCAUGGUUCCUCUGUGCACAUCCAUGUCCUGGCUGUUCACCGCACUUUUCGCCAGCAGGGCAAGGGCUCAAUCUUGCUUUGGCGUUACCUCCAGUAUCUACGAUGCCUGCCCUAUGCCCGUCGUGCCGUUCUCAUGUGUGAAGAUUUCUUGGUUCCUUUCUACUCUAAGUGUGGCUUCAAGGCUGUGGGCCCCUGUGACAUCACCAUCGGACCCAUGGCCUUCAUUGAGAUGCAGUACCCUGUUAGAGGUCACGCCUUCAUGCGCAGGAACAGCGGUUGCUAG